AUGGAUAUCUCUAAUGUUAGCAUUCUUGAUUUACCUGACGAAAUAUUACUUACUAUUUUCAAGAAACUUAAUAAUAUUGAUCUAUUAUAUUCACUAAUGGGUAUUAGUCAAAAACUAGAUAGGUUUGCAUGCGAUUUUUACUUUACUAAAGAUGUUGACCUAACGACAGUAUCAUCAAAUGACACGAGCAAUUCGAGACUUAAUGUUAUGGUUGAUCGAUUUUGUACAUAUAUAUUACCUCGAAUUCAUAAUAACGUGGCAUGUUUAAGUGUUCAAGCGUCGUUGUUUCAGCGUAUUCUUCAUUCUAGCAACUAUCCUAACUUACGUAAGCUCACUCUCAUCAAUCUCGACAUCGAUACGGCUUCUCAUAUGUUUAAUAGUACGUUUGUUAAUUUUUUUGAUCGUCAAGUAGUAGUAGAACAAUUGUUUUCAUUUGUAUAUUUUUUAGAAAAAUCGCUUUUCAUUCGUUCCUACAAACAUCAAAUUUCGCAUCUAGUGGUGAAGAUCUGUGAUGGAUUUCGGUGUAGACCAAUAGAGAUCAUAAUAGCUCAAACUUAUGUUGCCAUUUUUACUUGGUUAUCAAAUAUACAGUAUUUGAAUUUAGAUGGUAUUGACGGUAAUCGCUACUCAAGACGAUUACUGCGUGGUUUAUCUUCUAUGAGAUGUUAUUCUUCCAGUGUCGCUCAUUUACGUAUUAGAAUACACAAUUUUGAUGACUGUCUCUGCUUACUCGAUGGUCGCCUUAGCCGAUUACAUACAUUAAUUGUCAAGCUUGAUUUUGUCCGUCAUUCAAGAAUAAUUAUAAAUAAUGAGAGCACUCUACGUAAACUGAAAUGUUUUUCGCCAUAUGUAAACCGUCCAACUGUUAGCUUUGACAAUGCACUUGUGCCGGUUCUAUGUCGAAUGUUAAAUAUGGAAAAGCUCACAUUAUCUUUUCGUGUUCGUCGCCGAAAUUCAUUUAUUGAUGGUAUCUAUCUCACUGAUCAAGCUAUCAAUUACAUGUCGCAUCUACACACAUUUAUAUUCGACAUCGCCAACGACAAUACAAUAAUUAAUGCACAUUCUAAGCCAUCUUCUGAUGAUAUCCGACGCACAUUCAUCGAACGUGGACAUCAUGUUGAUUGCUAUAUUGACUAUCAUACAGAUAAAAUAGGUCGGUGCCACGUUUAUUCACUCCCAUUCACUAUGGAACGUAUACAUUACAUUACAUCCAGGUUUCCAAGUGGUAUGUUUAUGAAUGUCCGUGUUUUACGUGUGUGCGACAUUGACCGCUCUUUUGAAAACACAUUCUUUGCUAAAAUCUCGUGUUCCUUUCCAUUACUCAGUGAGCUGACAGUAUCAAAUACAACAGAACGAUUAGAAAAACCAUCACAUCAGUGGGGAAAAUCCAAAGAAGCUUCCUCGAUUAUUGAAUAUUCUUGUCUUGUGAAACUUAUCGUUCUUGAUGUACAUAUAGACUACGUCGAACAAUUUCUUUCUAGCUUGAAUACACGCCUACCAUGUCUUAACAAACUUCACAUUCGAUAUGAACACUUAGCAACUGUCACAGAAAAUUUCACAAGAGAUGCAACGCGUAUCAACUGUGAAAAACUGAAAUGUAUUAUCUUCGAAUACGAUUUACAUUUAGUACAAUCGAGAGAUUUUUAUCUGUAUUUUCCUUUUUUGUAA
Rotaria socialis is the source of this 1668-nucleotide messenger RNA. The record is from the annotation of a GenBank genome assembly. NCBI's taxonomy places the organism in Eukaryota, Metazoa, Rotifera, Eurotatoria, Philodinida, Philodinidae.